AUGUUGACCUACUCGACAGCCUGCCGCCGACUGUGGCAUGUCGCAGGCGCCUUUUCCUCUCGGUGCGGAGACUUGAACGAACACGAGGCGCCGCCGAGAUAUGCAGCGCUAUCGAAUGGCGCAGAUCUUCACCUCGCACAUGAAAGCACGCCGGACGGAACCAAAGGAGGUUUCGAAGAUAUUUCACUGAGGGACGCUCCACAUUUACGAGCAGCAAGAUAUUGCGUCACUAGGCAGAAGAAGCGUCAACUCUUUGCCAGCUGUGAUGCCGCGCCUGACUCACUCCGUGAGCCCGAGUGGCUGCUCGACACGAGGCAUCGCUCGAGCGUCGAGAUCGAUAGGCUGCGGUUCCUGGCGCCGACGUAUGGAAUGACGUUGCAGGGUGUUGUCGGGGGGUUUCAAGUUGAAAUCAAGUUGAACUUCGGCUCAGCCUGGUUUACUUCUACUCCCCCUCAUCACGACCGUCGACGACCCCUCACGAACAUCCGCUACGGCAUGGGGUUCUUCAAGCGUUUCUUCUCGCUGGGGAGCCGCAAGUCCAAGAAGAGCAGGAAACAAGCAGAAUCCGCUGCCACCGUUCCCGUCGACAGCGAAGGCCGAAUCAUCCGCACACAGAAUCAUGACUCGGACGCCGACGCGAAUCGUCUCCUACGCUCAACAUCAGCACGCUUUGCUGUCUUAGCCGACACGGAUUACGCGCCACCGCCUCCACUCCCGCCGAUCAACCAUCUUGCCGUUCCUUUGUCUGCGUCUCCCGCCCGGUCCUCUAUGAGUCUUCAACGAAGCAACACUUAUGUCGUCAAAGUUCACAGUCGUACCCUUCAUUCUUGCACAGAGUUUCCUAACGCCAACCCACGCAUCUCCUCCGAUGAGCCAUCUCACGACCGUCACGAACCUCGCACUCCUUCCGUUCACGCCGAUCGUUCACGCCUGAAAGACGUCCUCUUUACGCCCCGUGACGAGAGCCGUUUGUGUGCAUUACGCCGCGACCCUUCUGUCGCCAGCUUGUUGAACAUGUAUGACGAUAAAGGAUGUCUUGACGAAAACGCGUUCUCCAACACACCACCAACUCCGGCACCCAUCAAACAAGAGGGUCGCGAGCAGAUCAAACGAUCUGGCUCAACUCUGCGCCAGCUAUUGGGCAAUCCUGACGAAGAUGGCGGACCAACUGAGGGUGACAUAUCCUGGGCAGAGCGCUUCCUCAGAGAAGCGGAGUCUCCUGCCUCAUCGACAGAUUCUCUCCCUCUUGAGACUCCCGAUGAUACUAGCUUGACGUUCCCUCGAGAUGUUGCACGUGCCGUCGAUUCGACGAAUCAGUCAACCGACCAGUCCGCAUCUCUGCAGUACCCUGCCAUCUCAUCCGUGGAGGUAGAGUAUAGCGGUGCGUCUGCCUCUCCCGAGAAAUCCGCGUCCAUCUCAGUCGAUGAGCCCGUCCCGAUCGUCGUUGCUCCUGAGACGAGGACCCCCCAACGGGCGUCUGAAGUAUUCGGUUUCCUCACCGAGCGUAGAAAAUCCCUACGCGACCGCACGAGAAGCCAGCCCCUCCCGGCACUUGUGCUGUCAGAUGCUGCUCCAGGACAGGACGAUCAUCUUCGCGAGGGCGUUGACAAGUCUGCUUUCGCCUCGGAGUCUGUAGAUGACUCGCAAGAUCAGUCGAACAUCUCGCACUGGCAGGUACAGACGGCCACGCUCAUGAAACUCUCGAGCGCCCCAGCUUCUGUGACGAGUAGGGCGAAUGCCUUCUCGACUUCAGUGCCCUCUCUGAUGGGUCCACCACGACCUAGGUCAACCCCUGCUGAAGGGGCUGGCCCGUCACAACUAACACAGCACGUUACGCGAAACCCCUCCCAUGACUCACGACCUCCCGCGCUACUGAAGCAAGUCCUGACCGGGACGUCGACGGACGAGACCCAGAUACCGGGUCAAUCGAGCAGAAUACCCCGCGGCCCUCGUCCUCGACAGUCCCGUCAGGAACCGCAGCCCGACUCAACGUCUGAUUCCCGACUCAACCAGACCUCGCAAACAGAACAUCGUCCUCCUCAACCAACACGUAUCAGCAGCAAGACCACUGCCCCAUUGUCGGGGCCUAGUGGACCACGCGUGCCUUCCACACGUCCGUCCAAGGGCGCCGUCGUCGUCGCAGAUGCCCCGAAUGAUGCUUCGACGGCUGCCCCUCGUAAGCAGCGUAGAGUUACUUCACGCUCGACGCCGCCUAUGUCUGUCCUCGUGGAUGCCAAGCACGCGUAUCCCAACGCGAGCACCUCUCGCAAAGCGUCUGCCCGUGCCCUACGUGCGCAGAAUCUCAACAUCAACUCCAGCCAUGAGAACGAUAAGGAGAAUUCUGCGGACAUGUCGAUGUCCCCCCUACCUAGCCCGUCUCUCAAGGGCAAGGCGAAGAUCUCGCCACAGAUCAAGACCGCCCCAACGACACCGUUACGCGGUCGCUCCAUUUUUGACAUGCGCUACCCGAAUGGGGCUGAUGGUUUGGCGCCAUCGCCUGCAUCGUCUUCCGAUCUGUCGCCCGUCGCGCGCGACAUGAUGGCAAGCGUGCGCAAACAGCGUAUGCGCGCCAGGGAGCACGCCUCCCGCCGCAGGUCUGCCAGGACUGCGCGAGCCGCGUCCUAAUUGUACAAAAGAUGGACUUUGUUUUGUCGAGGUCGCUUUUGAUGUUUUUGCAUAUCGCUCGCUCUGUCUGAACGCAUUGAAUUGUUAUUUAUCUGUCCCUCCCUGUGUAGAGUAGCACACGCACUCCGUACGCGCGAGUCUCGACAGUCCUUUGAUUUGGGUGUAGAGUUUCCGCAGUUCAUAGCGUUAUGAGUACAGGUCAAGCUUAGGCCUGCCCUGGCGAUCUGCCUUCGUUCGAGAAUGUAUCUUCUAUAGUUUCUCCUUUUUUGCCGUCUGUACUUAGCCGUCGAACCGUCAGGCUCAGCUCUCAGUGUCUGUAUUUAUACUUGUUCUGUCUUU
Molecule: messenger RNA, 2964 nt
Organism: Postia placenta MAD-698-R-SB12
Lineage: Eukaryota; Fungi; Basidiomycota; Agaricomycetes; Polyporales; Adustoporiaceae
Exons: 7
Coding region: 1-2625 (874 amino acids)
Source: RefSeq, a predicted model, not a curated record